This is a messenger RNA of Myiozetetes cayanensis, 3316 nucleotides long. RefSeq names its product histone deacetylase 3 (gene HDAC3). Gene Ontology annotation, molecular function: histone deacetylase activity. Bases 934 to 2244 code for a protein of 436 amino acids. Lineage: Eukaryota; Metazoa; Chordata; Aves; Passeriformes; Tyrannidae. The transcript has 13 exons. The record is from RefSeq and is a predicted model, not a curated record.
CUGGGUGAAGGGUGGAAGGAUGCAGGGUUUGGUCAAUUUUCGGGUAAAUUUUGGUCUAUUUUUCCCUGCCUUUCUGUUUAAAUCACCUAUCCCUACUUUUUGUUGUCUAAGAGAGCCUCUGGAUAUCCAGUGAGAGCCAUUUCUCCUCUGUGAUGACUCUUUAGCUUUGGGUUUGGUCUUGUUUGAUUUCAUGAACCUUCUGGAUUCCUGGAGCCCUCCUUGGAAAUGGAAACACCAAACUCCACAUCCGUGUGGAAAGCACCAGGAGGGGAGGAGAUGGGCUUGUCUGGGUGUAUUGCGGCUCUGAAAAUGAACAGGAAACAGGAACACUGCUGCAGCUUUCCUGAUAAAUUUCCCUUUGGAGACCAGUUUGUGCAUCUUGCUGUUAUUUCCAUGUCCCAUUUUCCCUGUAAAGUGGUUGCUUUAAAUAAGAGAAUUUGGGAGACACCAAAAAGAUCCCUUAUGUAUUUAAUUUGCUCUCCCAGGUCCAUGGUGUUAAUUUUUAACCUCCCCUCUAUUGAGGUAUGUGCCCUAAGUGCCAAACUGGCAAGACUGAGUUGUCACAAGAUCCUAAAUUUGAGCCCGUGACCAUUUUUCACCAUUUUCCUUUCCAGAGGAAACAGGACUUACACAGUUCUUCCACCUGUUUGGAAGCUUUCACCAAACAAUUUGGAACCUAUCAACAGCCCAUUCCAGGCAGAUCUGUCAGAGGGACUGAAACCACCCCUAGAUCAAGGUCUUAAAAUUGUGGAAAGCUGGUGACUGAGGAGGGAAUAAUUCCCCUGAGUGAAGGAAUAGCUGUGGUUUGGACUUGGCUGGUUUGUCUUGCUCCUACUCAUGGAGGGUGGGGGCAUUGGAGAGUUUGUGGCAACAGCUGCAGUCUGGAGAGGCUGGAGAUGGGUUUGUGGCUGAGAGAGGGCAGGAAAAGUUUUCAUGGAACAACUGAUGAAUUUAAAAGAUCACAAAUAUCAGGAAGCCAAUGUUGGAAUGUUUUUAAUGUACUUAGUGCAGGUCACUCGGCUUGAGGUUUCUUCCAGCCCAAACAAACACGAAUUUGGCUGGGAAAUAAGUGUUGUCUUUCUUUGUCUCUGGAAGGUUUUCAAGCCAUACCAGGCGUCCCAGCACGACAUGUGCCGCUUCCACUCCGAGGAUUACAUUGACUUCCUGCAGAGAGUGAGUCCCAACAACAUGCAGGGCUUCACCAAGAGCCUCAAUGCCUUCAACGUGGGCGAUGACUGCCCAGUGUUUCCAGGCCUCUUUGAGUUUUGCUCUCGUUAUACUGGGGCCUCCCUGCAGGGAGCAACACAACUGAACAACAAGAUCUGUGACAUUGCCAUAAACUGGGCAGGGGGCCUCCAUCAUGCCAAAAAGUUCGAGGCUUCUGGUUUUUGUUAUGUUAAUGACAUCGUUAUCGGCAUCCUGGAGCUGCUCAAGUAUCACCCACGUGUCCUGUAUAUCGACAUCGAUAUCCAUCACGGAGAUGGGGUGCAGGAGGCUUUUUACUUGACAGACCGUGUCAUGACAGUGUCAUUUCACAAAUACGGGAACUAUUUCUUUCCUGGCACAGGUGACAUGUAUGAGGUGGGUGCAGAGAGUGGCCGUUACUACUGUCUGAACGUGCCCCUACGGGAUGGUAUCGAUGACCAGAGUUACAAACACCUCUUCCAGCCAGUCAUUAACCAGGUGGUAGAUUACUACCAGCCCACCUGCAUAGUGCUGCAGUGUGGUGCUGAUUCUCUGGGUUGUGACCGUUUGGGCUGUUUUAACCUCAGUAUCAGAGGCCAUGGGGAGUGCGUGGAGUAUGUGAAGAGCUUCAACAUCCCCUUGCUGGUCCUGGGAGGAGGUGGUUACACAGUCCGGAAUGUGGCACGAUGCUGGACUUACGAAACGUCAUUGCUUGUAGAUGAAGCAAUUAGUGAAGAGCUACCAUACAGUGAGUACUUUGAAUACUUCGCUCCAGACUUCACCCUUCACCCUGAUGUCAGCACAAGGAUUGAAAACCAGAACUCCAGGCAGUACUUGGAUCAGAUCAGGCAGACCAUAUUUGAGAACCUGAAGAUGCUGAACCACGCUCCCAGUGUGCAGAUCCACGACGUGCCCUCAGACCUGCUCAGCUACGAUCGCACGGAUGAGCCCGAUCCAGAGGAGAGGGGCUCUGAGGAAAACUAUAGCAGGCCCGAGGCUGCCAAUGAGUUUUACGACGGUGACCAUGACAACGACAAAGAGAGCGAUGUGGAGAUCUGAGGGCUCUGGACUGCUGGGCAUCCCACAUUGGACAGGGAUGCUUGGAGCACUUAACUGGGCUGUGGAGGAGCCCUCCCUUCAUCUUAGACUGCACGUAGUGGCAGCAGGAACAACCCCACUGCAGGAUUCUGCCGCCUGGAGAGGCAGACAACAGUGAAACGUGUUCCUGAGUUUCCACUACGUGUCAUGGUUCCAGCUGUCACUGCUCUGGGAAAAGGGGUCCAUGCUGUGUGCUGGUUGACAGCCUUGGGACAGCUGUCAGAGCCUGACCUAUGCUCUGUGACUCCCCUGCAGGCUCCUGCCAACUGGGAGCUGGAGCAACUGUGCCUGCCGUCUCUGCCUCUGUUCCAGCACUACCAGAUCCAUCCUGCUCUCCCCAGCCCUCCACUCAGGUACCACUCGACUGUGCUCUGCAGCCUGCACUGAGUUGCUUCCUGAUGGCCCUUCCAACCAUUUGGUACUCCACAGCUUGAGGAAAACUAUUGGAGACCAGGCCAGUUGUGGGGUCAGGGUGGGGAGUGUCUCUGGAGCAGGGAGCAAGGGAUGGAGGCUUGUUCCUUUCCCCCACACCCAGACUUGCAUUCACAAGCGAGUUCUGCAACACUGCUGAGUUGGAGACCCAACUUCCCUGGUGUGUUUGUUCUCCAAGAGGCUAAAAUCCCUGUGGAACAGAGGUUUGGCUGCCAAGGUCAGUACGUGGUGCAUCUUACAUCCCUAAUGCAGCUCCCAGCUGUCUUUUCCACGUUCACACAUGGCCCUUCUGUUUGUUAGCAGGAGAUUUGGGCUACUUGCUCCGAGGGGAAAUCAUUCCCUCUUGACUGCACCCAGCAGACAUGGGUGAGGGAAGCUGCUUCCUCCAAGUCCUAUGCCUUUCUGCCCUCACCCUGCAGAGAUUUGUCUCAGCCAUCUGUCAAAUCCCAGACUUUGCUGCUCCCUCUCCCGAGCUGUCAGCUGGUACCUGUGGUGGUUUGGAAUGUGCUGUUUGGGGAACUGGGAGGGUUUAACCUCUGUCUGUGCUGUUCUGUUUGUUUACUGAUGUCUUUAAAGAAGAGGCAGUAUUUUUCUUACCUGA